This is a messenger RNA of Thamnophis elegans (Western terrestrial garter snake), 2068 nucleotides long. RefSeq names its product transmembrane protein 198-like. Lineage: Eukaryota; Metazoa; Chordata; Lepidosauria; Squamata; Natricidae. The transcript is spliced from 6 exons. Bases 371 to 1429 code for a protein of 352 amino acids. The record is from RefSeq and is a predicted model, not a curated record. Gene Ontology annotation, cellular component: vesicle membrane; plasma membrane.
GUCACUUUUCAGCUGUCGCUGAAGCGAAGGCUUCUUUCGGCCAGUUUGCAACGGGGGGGGGGGCAUUUUCGACCCUCCGGGGAAGGGCUCGUUCUUUUCUUUUCCGUCCAUUUCGGAGUCUCCGGCAGGGGUGGAGUCUGGGGGAAUGUGGCUUUUGCGGAGCGGUCGUGGCUGUGCACGGUGUUGGGAACCUUUCCACAGACUGGCCUCCUACUUGAAAGUUUCACAAAAGGAGGAUGUAUGGAUGUGAGAUAGUGCCUUCCAGCUCAAAGGUCUCUCUUAGAAGUUUAAGCGCUGACUUAAAUUAACUGAGGCUGCUUUUUCUGUUUGGAUGGCUCUGGCAAGCUGAGCUGUUUCCUGGCUCCUGAGCAUGGAUCCGACCUUGCUGCUACCGGUUGCUGUUACUCUUGAUCCCCGGGGCUUUAAUCAAGGGGCAGCAGAGCCCACUGAGCCCGUCUUGGACCCUUGCAGUCUCCUCUCAGAAAGGCACUAUGAAGUGGUGCCCUGCGUGGUUUGUGCUCUCUGCUGCAUCUUUGGAGUGGCUUACUGCUGUUUUGGGUAUCGGUGUUUCAAGGCCAUCAUGUUUCUCUCCGGCCUCCUCUUCGGCUCCGCUGUGAUCUUUCUGCUUUGCUAUAAGGAGCGUAUCUUGGACACCCAGCUCAGCUUGGAGGUCAGCGCUGGCAUUGCCCUGGGCAUCGGAGUCUUGUGCGGCUUGGUUACUAUGCUGGUGCACUCCGUAGGGUUGUUCCUGACAGGGCUUCUGCUUGGCUUGCUAGUGGCCACCGCUGGGCUGGUAGCCACCGAGCCUUUCUACAAACUGCCCAACGGGUGGGUCCCUGCCGGGGCCCUGCUGGGUUUGUCCCUCUUAGGUGCCGUCUUGGCACUGCGCUGGCAGAAGGUCCUCACGGUGAUCUCCACAGCCGUGUUUGGGGCUGCUGUUCUGACUCUCUGCUUGGACUAUGCGGUGGAGAACCUGGCUUUGGGCCACCAUGUCUACGACCGCCUGCGUCUGGCCCCUUCCUCCCUGCUCUGCUGGUGCGGCUGGGCAGUGCUGGCUACGUGGCCUGCCCUCGCCUUGAUGGGCGUCCUGCUGCAGUGGAAAGUAACUGCUGAAGGCUUCUCCCACACAGACGUGGUCCUGAAUCGGCGCCAGAAGCAAUUGCAACUCUUACGGAUUCGACAGCGGGAAGCCAAAAAGAGGCAGUGCCAAGCUCCACAGGAAGGCUCCUACCGGCACAAGACCAGUGCCAUCAAACGCUGUGCCGGAGACGUCCUCGCACCAAGUUACAUCCAGAGCCUGCGGGACCGUCAGCACUUGGGAACCGGCACCUCCUUGAGCAACCUCAGCCCAAGCGCUCAUACCACGGUGGAUCUGGAUUAUGACUCGGGCUCUACCGUCCCCCUCACCACGCCACAAGGUUGCCUCUGAGGAAUGUGUGGGUAUGUGUGUGUUCGUCAUGUUACUGCGUUGUCUCCCCCGCCCCCCUUCUGCUUUUAGCAGAACCAGAGCACAAGCCGGCCAGGGUUCUUUAAUAUGUUCUCUUCUGUCUGCAAACAUCUUUGAAUAGCCCGUUAUAUUUAAGAUUGCUUUUCAAGUGUUCAAACCAGAUGGGUCUGUCUCCUUUCCUCUCUUUGGGAAGGUCCACGGGUGACUUAAAGGAGGAGCAGAGAAAGGAUUUAAGGAACACACAUUAAUGUAUUUCCACUUUAUCAAUGAAGGCAGUUUUUUUAGAAGAUCUUGACAGCCACCUCCAAAUUUUGCCGGAAUAAAUGGACUGGUGUCUAGGACGUCUGUCACCAUCUUUGAAGCUGAUUUUGUCUCUGUCUGAAUGCUAAGCCAUACCUGGAUCCUUCUCCGGAUUGAGAAGGCAAUUUGCUCUACUUUGCAGCAAAUCUGAAGCAAGCCUCUUUUGGCCUCGAUAAACUGCCCUUUGUAGAAACUUAACUCAGGGGUAAAAUACAACCACAUGGUAGCUUACGACGGUUUGUUGCAAUAUAAACGCAUGGCAUAUGUGUUCUGAUUUGCGGUGCUUCUCCUUCAAGGUGUUGCCAUUUUUUGUACAUAUGC